AUGGCUAACGAAAUGGAGACGUUUGCCGCCCGCUUGUCCACCUUCGAUCUUGUUCUGCACCCGGACAGGCGGUCCUCUAGCUCAAAAUCCGCGAAGCCGGUCACAUGGCCGCAUCAGAGACCUUCUCCAGCUGAGCUCGCACAUGCCGGUUUCUUCUACAAUCCUUACGAGACGAAUCCAGACAACACAACAUGCUUUCUAUGUCGAAGGGCUCUCGAUGGUUGGGAAGAGGAGGACAACCCGAUUACGGAGCACUUAAAGCAUGCGAAGGACUGUGGAUGGGCUGUUAUGAUGGACAUACAACAGCGUAGCUCGAAUCCAGCUGAAAUAGAAGACCCGACAAGUGAAACGAUAGUCCAGGCAAGGAAGGGAACAUUCGGUGAAUCAUGGCCGCAUGAUGGCAAGAAGGGCUGGCUGUGUCAGUCAGACAAGAUGGUUGAAGGCGGAUGGUAUUUUUGCCCGAACGAAGAAAGCGCAGACCUGGCGAGCUGCGCCUACUGCAAGCUCUCGCUUGAUGGAUGGGAACCCAAAGACAACCCAUUCGACGAACAUUACCGCCGUUCGUCUGACUGCUCUUUUUUCGUAUUUGCAAAGCCUGCCAAGGGGAAGGGUUCGCGUUCUAAAAAGGGUCGUACCUCAAAGGCUUCUCGCCAGUCGACUCAGUCUACUGUGUCUGAAGUUUUGCCUUCAGACGUUGAGGAUCAACUGGAUCAAAGUGUGUCUUCUCAGCCAGCCAAGGCUAAAACCACGAAAAAGCCAUCCAAAGCGAAAUCAAAAGCCUCCAAAUCCAAGAAGGACGAGCCCCAAGAAACAGAGAGUCAGAUGGAUGUCGACGAGGUCGAAUAUGCCCAGCCGGAAAUUUCAAAACCAAAGCGUAGUACGCGGGGAAGAAAGCGAUCGAGUACCGAGCUGGAUAAAGACACGAUGAGCAUCGCCGAUGAAAAUACCAUGGAUCAGCCAGAGCCACCCGCUAAAAAGAGGGCCACAAAACGGAGUACUAGUCGUGCUCGAGCGCAAAGCAUAAUGUCUACCGAUAGCGCUGCGGAUGUUCCGGGAUAUGAGAGCGAAGCCACCCACGACGAAGAAGAUCAGAAACCGAGUCGCGGAAGGGGCAAAAAGAAGACAGCGAAGGGUCGCAAGGCGUCCUCUACUUCGAAGAACGCGCCAAAAUCCCGCAUCCCUCGAGAUUCAGAGCUUGAGGCGGCGAUUGAAGCUGGUCUCGAAGGGGACGAGCCUCAAAAGGACGAACCACAAAACAUGGAAAUUGAAGAUGUGAACAUCGAGAAGGCCACAUCCAAGCCUGGUCCUAAGAAGUCGAAAUCUAAGAAGAACGCAAAGAAGGAGCCGGAACCGUCCGAUGAUGCAGUUGACCAUGGUGUCAAUGACGAAGCUCACAUAAACCCCGAGCCUGAAGCCGAUCAACAAAUGAUCGACAAUGAUGGGGCAGCUGAGCAGCAAGAUCCUGGACCUGAGCCUGUCCAAGCGAAAGGCAAACGUCGCAGCUCAAAAAACACAGCCGACCAGCCAGACACUAUUCCUGACCAGCAGUUGGAAGCACAAGACGUUGAAGAAGAGGGUGAUCGCCGUCGGAAUGAAUCAUUCGUCUCAGUUGAAAUCGUAUCAAAACCUCCGGCGGAAUACUCUGAACUAGAGACCAACGACAAAGAGAGCAAAAAGUCUAAGAAGAAGGCGUCCUCGGAGAAAACGAAAAAGUCUAAGAAGGCUGACAAGGCCGACAAGAAAGCAAAGGCCACAAAGAAAGAAGACGCAGAAACAGCAGGGGAGGCAGAGAUCGAACAAUCCCAAAUGCCCGACAGGCGACAGAGUAAGAAACCUGAAGUUGAAGCGGAAGAAGAGCAAUUACCCCAGGCGUCACCGUCACCUGCGCCAGAACCAAGCAGGCAGGAACAUGUGGAAAAGGAAUCCUCGCGCCGCAGAUCCUCCAAAGUGCCUCCUAAGACAGCUGAGAGGUACAGUGACAUUUCUCAAGACAAGCAAUAUGCCAGGUCCCUUGUAUCCGACAGAUCACCGGAAGAAACCCGUCGUUCUAGUAAGCAGGGCCAGCAAGAGGAACCUGUGUCUCCGCUUCCGUCUGCUUCAAGAUCAACACCUUCUCUCUCUCCCCAGUCCUCUGAUGCCGAGAACCAUCCGCCUUCCAUGAAGGCCUCGGCGCCUAAGCCCCAGCUGUCGUCCCCAUCCAAAAAUGCACCCGUCCGAUUUCCUCUGGCGACGAGUACUCCAUCUCCUUCAAAGCGGAAUGCUUCACCAGGAAAGCUCAAGUCCUCUCACCCGUGGGUUCCCGUCGAUAUCGAUGAAAUCCUAGUAGCCGGUGUAAAUGAUAAAGAGAAUACCGAUCUGCGGAAUGCUUGGGGCAACCUGAAAGGAGAAUUGGCAACUCCCGAAAAGAGAAUGACAGUGGAGGAAUGGAUAAUGUGGAAUGCAAAGAACGGUGAAGAGAGACUUAAGCGAGAAUGCGAACGGCUAGUCGGGCAGUUUGAGAAGGAAGGUGCCCGAGCAAUGCGCGCAUUGGAGGGGAUCGAGUGCGUUGAUUGA
Aspergillus puulaauensis is the source of this 2553-nucleotide messenger RNA. RefSeq lists its product as uncharacterized. The transcript is spliced from 4 exons. Lineage: Eukaryota; Fungi; Ascomycota; Eurotiomycetes; Eurotiales; Aspergillaceae. Bases 1 to 2553 code for a protein of 850 amino acids. The record is from RefSeq and is a predicted model, not a curated record.